Messenger RNA from Oncorhynchus masou masou (cherry salmon), 1390 nucleotides. Its product is annotated as stathmin-3-like. Gene Ontology annotation, molecular function: tubulin binding. The record is from RefSeq and is a predicted model, not a curated record. Bases 191 to 754 code for a protein of 187 amino acids. The transcript is spliced from 5 exons. Gene Ontology annotation, biological process: microtubule depolymerization; neuron projection development; regulation of microtubule polymerization or depolymerization. NCBI's taxonomy places the organism in Eukaryota, Metazoa, Chordata, Actinopteri, Salmoniformes, Salmonidae. Gene Ontology annotation, cellular component: neuron projection; cytoplasm.
AUGCGUGUGUGUCUUCAAGCGCUCACUCCUCCGCCUCUUUUCCUCACCCCCUCCUCUUGACAGACCGCAGCCCGUUAGAUCUGACUAGAGUGCGUUGUUCAUUGUCCAUUAACGCAGCAGCGGACAGCUUCCACCCUCACACGGAUACACAACCAUUUCUUCUCCCCCAUCGCCUUUCCCGUCAGUUACCAUGGCGAGCACAGUAUCAGCCUACACAGAGAAGAUCAAGGAAAUGUCCAUGAUGUCUCUCAUCUGCUCCUGCCUAUACCCCCAGACAUCAUACCCCACCACCAACUACCAAUUUGGAGACCUGGAGGUGAAGCCCAUCAACAAGCGACUGUCGGGCCAGUCCUUUGAGGUGAUCCUGAAGUCCCCCACCGACCUGUCCCCAGACAGGCCCAGUCCCCUUGCCUCUCCCCCCGCCCUGACCUCGCCCCCCAAGAGGGACAUCUCCCUGGAUGAGCUGCAGGGGAGGCUGGAGGCCGCUGAGGAGAGGAGGAAGUCCCAGGAGGCUCAGGUGCUGAGGCAUUUGGCUGAGCGGAGGGAGCAUGAGAAGGAGGUGCUGCACAAGGCCAUGGAAGAGAACAACAACUUCAGCAAGAUGGCGGAAGAGAAGCUCAACUCCAAAAUGGAGGCGAAGAAAGCGAACCGGGAGGCAUACCUGAACUCACUGAAGCAGCGGCUCCGUGAGAAGGAGAUGCAUGCAGCCGAAGUGCGCCGGAACAAGGAGCUGCAAGCAGACCUUUCUGGUUAAGAAGGCUUUACUGAAAGGAAUUCCCAUUUCCCAGCUUAUGUGAAGUGUGUUUUUAGCGAGGAGUUUUUGUGUCAAAAAUCAUAAUUCUGCAUCCUGCAAUCUCAACUGUCAUUCAAUAGGGAACAAGUUUACCUGCAAGAUAUCACAACUGUCAUAGCUCUUCAUCUCUCUACACAUCCCUACAGUAUGACAUUUUUUUCUCACUAAAACAUCAACACCACCAGCAUUUCAAACAGUAGAUAUUAACAUUUCUAAAUGGUUGGAAUACAUUCUAAUGGCUGGAAUUUCAAAUGUGCUGCGCACGCCCACACACCCAUGCACAGACACAAACAUACAUACAAUUCACACACAUAUAAACUCAAACACUGACAUGCAUCGCUUUUUACAUAAAUGGCAUGGAUUGUUGAAGGGGAGUCUGUCUUGAUCUAAUUGUGUAUUAGACUAAUAAAAUGUGAGUGUACUGGAUGUUGUCAAUGUUCUUUUGGGUGUAAGACAUAAGGUACUGAAAGGUAACUAGCCCUCUCCCCUAAGAACAAUGUCUUAUUGCUGACACAAAAAAAGCUACGUUUGGAAAGAAAUUGUUAUGUGGAUGAAGGACAUGCUUAGGCAAAUAAACUAUAAAGGGAAAUAAAUGGC